AUUGGAAAGGGGAGGAGCAACCAAACAAAGCAUAGGCAUGGCCAUAGGAGUGUGGUGGACGACGAAGAAGAGCUUAUUACUGAAACUGAGUGUGUAUCUGCUGAUCAUCGCCAUGGCUAACUGCUCUAGAGACAUCCCUGAUUCUGUUUCUGACCACCCUCCCGGGUACAUCAUCUGUGGUGAGAUUACUGCGACGUGGGGAAAGCAUCUGUGCAUCAAGCACGGCACCUGCAACAAGCCGUGCCGGGCAGAGGGGUACGACUCAGGCUACUGCGCCCCAUUCCCCUGGUCGACCUACUGCUGCUGCAAAAAUAAUUGUGGCGAGUCUGUGCAACCUCACAGGAGCAGCUUUAUAUGCGGUGAUAAUAGUCUACAUUAUUAACUAAGUAUACAUACCAUGUAUGGAUGCAUACAAGGUUAGUGAAAUAAAUCUCAUUUCCAGCCGUGUGUGUACCUACCUGUAGAAGGGAAAAAUAACCGUUCUCAUAAUGUGUGGGAACUGCUAUUUCCAAUUGAUGAAGAACUGCCUACCAAGUUA
Molecule: messenger RNA, 538 nt
Organism: Aegilops tauschii subsp. strangulata
Lineage: Eukaryota; Viridiplantae; Streptophyta; Magnoliopsida; Poales; Poaceae
Source: RefSeq, a predicted model, not a curated record